This is a messenger RNA of Bipolaris sorokiniana ND90Pr, 1105 nucleotides long. RefSeq lists its product as uncharacterized. Lineage: Eukaryota; Fungi; Ascomycota; Dothideomycetes; Pleosporales; Pleosporaceae. Gene Ontology annotation, biological process: NADH dehydrogenase complex assembly. The coding region runs from base 194 to 943 and encodes 249 amino acids. The transcript has 4 exons. The record is from RefSeq and is a predicted model, not a curated record.
GGCGAGGAAUGAUGUUUGGACAUGAUAGUAAUUCCGGUUGCUUAUUUACCAGCACAGACCGGGCUCGGCAUUAAGUAGCGGUAGGUACUAAGUACGUCAGUAGGACCGACCGAUCAUCUUUAUUACCGUAUCCACUCAUUGAUCCUUCCUUUGCACCUGAAAUCUCCUUCCCAUCAAAACAAUCAACUUCACAAUGGAAAAACAAAAAGAACUCACUCUUUUCGGUGGAUGCGAAGGUUGGAACGCAUCAGACUGGACAGCAAGCGACGACCGCGUUCGCGGCGGGGCUUCGCAAUCCCAUCUCAGCAUCAGCGGCUCUACUGCACGUUUCCACGGCACCCUUGACACAAAAGCGCUCGGCGGUGCGGGAUUCGCCAGCCAGCGCACCACGGGCGAGACCCGAGCCUGGGAUUUGUCGGCCUAUGAUGGCAUUUUCCUGGAUAUCGGCGAGCUCGAUGGCAAAAAGUAUACGCUGACGCUCAAGGAUAAGCUUUUGCCGCCUAUGGCGGAUGGGCGCGAGCAGUCGUCGAUUAACUUUGAGUAUGAUUUUGAUUCAAAGAGUGGGAUGGGGAUUUUUGUGCCAUGGCAUGCGAUGAAGGCGACGUAUCGGGGAAGAGAGCAGAAUGAUACUAAGCCUUUGGAUACGGAGAGUGUGAAACGGUUUAGUAUUAUGAUUAGGAGUUUCUUCGGCUCCCAAGAGGGCGAUUUUAAUCUUGUCAUCAACUCUAUCAAGGCUGUCACGCAGUCUAGCGAUGUUGAAAAGCACCUUGUUGGUAGAGGCAUUCAGGAGCAAGAGCCAUGGUCCUGGAAGAACUCGAAUCUUGUUGGUCUCGCGGUCAUCUUGGGAUCCACCUGGGCUGUCUCUUGGGCCUAUUGCUGGUGGAAGGGCUAUGAUAUGAGUAUCAUGCGCUUUUCCAAAUGGUGGUCCGUUGUAAGAAAAUAGUAGGGCAUUCCAACGGCCUGGUACGCACUGCAUAGCACGUGGAUUAAGUGUACGGCCUACCUUUAUAUGCUAUGAAAAAAUAAUAAUCUAAACUGGGUUAUGUCUUUUUAAUCCGGGUUUGCCAAAGGUCCAACACUGUGGCACAACUCUUGCGACCUGAAC